Molecule: messenger RNA, 1217 nt
Organism: Amoebophrya sp. A120
Lineage: Eukaryota; Dinophyceae; Syndiniales; Amoebophryaceae
Source: the annotation of a GenBank genome assembly
GUUUUUCGUCUCGUCUUUACAGGGCCGGAGUAGAGUCGGUUAUUUCCACCCUAAGAACAAUCAGAGGUCAUUACGCACCGCCAUCCCUGCACGAGUAUUUUCUUCAUACCACGAUUUCCGUUGAGGGUAGUUUCAUCUCCACACGACUCCAACGUAAACUCUAACUUGUCGCAGUUCCCAUGAUUACUUGAGCAUUCGUUUCCACCACGACACUCACAUUUUCAUUUUUUCUCUACUUCGCUAAGUAAAGUGUGAAUUUUGAUUGUGUGGAAAAAAAAAAUACCUGUGCAUGGAAUUCCUCCCCCUGGACUCGCAAAGCAACGGUAAGUUCCUGACCCUAACGGAGAAAAAUCAGAUCACCUGCCACACCAACUGCCGCCAGGAAUCCCAGGGCACGGCGUUUUUUCCUGUUUCAUCUAGCACUUCGGGCCCAACAAGUCGCGGUUCUUUCACCAUCAAAUGCACAAACAAGCCGGGCCGCAUGCGGUAUUUCGUCGGGUUAGCCGACCAUUUGUUCAACCCCGCAGCCUAUCAAAUGUAAAAAUCUCUGGGUCUGGAAACUUGUGAUGCAAGAAAGGGAAUAGUGAACUCACUAUAAUGCGCUGCCAAGCAUGACAAGUUUUUUCCAUGGGUCUGAGUUGCGUAUUUCGCAUGAGAAACUGCGUUUUUGCAUGACAGGGAGGAGGAGCUCUUUGCGGCCAUGCAACACAGAGCUCAGCGUCAUGCCAGACAAGCAUGACAAAUCUCGCAAUCUCCCAGACCCAGACACUUUUACAUUUGAUACAGCCGGGUGUGCGGACAUCGCGAAAAACUCCCUAGCGUCUUUAGAAAAUCUGAAAGCCGGGCUGCAUAAGAAUACCGGUGGAACUUCUACGAAGAGUAAUGUCUGUUUGCAGUCGUCGACACCGUCUUUUCACACCGGGAGCUUGGUGAAAGUCGAGUGGAGCUCUUGUUCUGGCGCCGGAAAGAAUGAUGAGAACAACAAUCAGCUCGACGUACGAAUCAGCGUAGACACCACGGGAUUUUCGCAGAGUUGCAAGGUGGUUAAAAAGAAAGGCGCGGAAUUGUUUGGCUUCGUGUCCCUUUACAAUAGAGAAGCGGUUUUUGAGAUCGUGGAAGAAUGAUGGUGUUUUUGAUCCACAACUUCUACUUUAGAAUACUGAACGGUUGUUGUAAGCAACAAGAAAGAAAGUACUUGUUCCCGAUUGAGAUUGACA